GAUUUGUUUUCACUUUCGAAUCAAUUCUGGACACAAAACUCCGUCCACUUCUGGCCGUAAAUUCACUGCUCUUUCCUUCGAAACUGUUUUCCAAUUUCUUUCGUCCAAUCAGUUGAUGCGAAAGUGGCGCCCCUCUCGUUCCGUCGCUUCGUCCGACUCUUCGGCCGCCGCCGUGACCGCCGACGCCUUUCUCGAUCCGUUCGUCGGUUCGAUCGGUUCUUCGCCUAAAGACCGCUCUUUCCUAGUCAUCGAUCCUUCGGGACAUCUUCACUACCGAUGGCUGUUUCUCGUUUCUCUGGCCGUUCUCUACAAUCUGGUCUUCAUAAUCGCCAGAUCCACUUUCGCCGAUCUCCAGAACGCCUUUCGCCUGCAUUUCCUCGUUCUGGACAUUGUCUGCGACUCGUUGUUCGCCAUCGACUCUGUAUUGUCUGCGAGAACUGCUUUCCUSGAYUCUGGACUUCCCGUUCGUGAUUCGCGACGCCUUUUCUCGCAUUACAUGUCUUCUUCUGCUUUCCGUUUGGAUGUGUUCUCUCUUUUGCCGACAGAUGUCGUUCUGUUUGUCUCUCACUUGGAAUGCAAUCCAACAAUACUUUUCCCGUGCGUUCCGAUCGUUCGAUUGAAUCGUUUGUUUCGUUUUUAUCGAUUCAGAGAAUUCUUCGAACGAACCGAAACGAGAACUCAAUUUCCAAACGCUUUGAGAGUCGCGAAACUCGUUCUCUAUAUUGUAGUUCUAAUCCAUUGGAAUGCAUGCGCUUACUUCGCCAUUUCCUUUUGGAUCGGUUUCGACUCCGACCGAUGGGUUUAUAACCGCAGAUCUUCUUCAGCCGACUCUUUGUCCAAACGUUUUGUUCAACAAUACGUUUACUGUUUUUAUUGGUCGACUCUCACUCUGACCACUAUAGGCGAAGUCCCGCCGCCAGAAACCGACGCCGAAUACGCUUUCGUUGUCCUCAACUUCUUAAUCGGUGUUCUAAUCUUCGCGACAAUUGUCGGAAAUGUCGGUUCAAUGAUCUCCAAUAUGAACGCCGCCCGCGCAGACUUUCAGGCCCGUAUGGAUGCCGUCAAACAGUACAUGGAGUUUCGUCACGUGACAAAACCUCUGGAAACACGAGUUAUUCGUUGGUUUGACUAUUUGUGGACUAAUAAACAGUCUUUAGAUGAAAGUGCGGUCACAGCUGUUCUUCCCGAUCAACUGAAGGCCGAGAUUGCAAUCCACGCUCAUCUGCAGACUCUGCGUCGGGUCCGUCUGUUCCAAGACUGCGAACCGGGACUUUUGGUUCAAUUAGUUUUGAAACUUCGUCUUCAAGUGUUCUCCCCUGGUGACUUUAUUUGUCGAAAAGGAGACGUCGGAAAAGAGAUGUAUAUCGUGAAACGCGGUCGUCUGGCCGUCGUUGCGGACGACGGAAUCACUUCUUUGGCUAAUCUGACAGAUGGCGCCACUUUCGGCGAACUCGCGAUUCUCAACAUUUCCGGAGUCCGAACCGGAAACCGACGGACAGCUAAUGUCCGAUCAGUCGGUUAUUCGGAUUUGUUUUGUUUGUCUAAACAAGACUUAUGGGAUGUCCUCGAAGACUAUCCCGAAGCACGAGCGGCUUUAGUCGAACGCGGAAAACAGAUUCUGCGCAAAGACGGUCUUUUAGACGAUUCGGCGCUUCUCCGCCACGAACUCGAACAACAAGACACAAGAGCGGCCGUCUCUCGGCUUGAAGUGUCUGUGGAUCAAUUGCAGACCCGAUUGGCCCGUUUAUUGGCUGAAUUCGCUUCUUCGCAGAAAAGAUUAAAACAACGAAUCGCAGCUCUUGAAUCGCGCGCUGAUUCUGAUUGACCACUCAGUGACCACUCAGUGACCACUCAGUGACCACUCAAUGACCACUCAAUCAAUGCAAAUGUUUGAAACUUUGCUUUUGUGACGAAACGCGAACUGAAAUCCGGUUUUUCUCUCUUUUU
Messenger RNA from Oppia nitens, 1947 nucleotides. RefSeq names its product cyclic nucleotide-gated cation channel subunit A-like (gene CngA). Gene Ontology annotation, biological process: monoatomic cation transmembrane transport; potassium ion transport. The transcript has 6 exons. The record is from RefSeq and is a predicted model, not a curated record. Bases 116 to 1825 code for a protein of 569 amino acids. Lineage: Eukaryota; Metazoa; Arthropoda; Arachnida; Sarcoptiformes; Oppiidae. Gene Ontology annotation, cellular component: intracellular cyclic nucleotide activated cation channel complex; plasma membrane. Gene Ontology annotation, molecular function: intracellularly cGMP-activated cation channel activity; protein-containing complex binding; cGMP binding.